GUGAAGCUGUCAGUCGCUCCCAGACGCGCUAAGGGAUACGUUGCUGCUCUGUGCUCUCUCUCUCAAUACUAACUCGCCCCCAUACCAGUGUUAUCAGUCCUCGCCGCUUAAAAGUAAACAUAUAAUCGGUUGUAACAGCAAGUUGACAUACAACAACAAGAUAAAUUGUGAAAUAAGUGUAUAUUUGCUGUGUUAGAAAAUAUUAUCCUCCAGUAAGCUGGUGUUUUAACACAUCUCUACGGCAGUUUUGUCUUCUCUCUCCUCAAGGUGAAGAUGGAGCCGCGACGGUUUGGUCUGCGUCCCGUGGCGCCCCGGAGCAGCCCUUCUUCAGCCAGUGGGCCAGUCACCCCCAGGACCCCACGGGUAUGGCGCCCUAAGGGCCCCCAGCAGAGCCUCGGCAACCCCAGCAGGAUACUGAAGAAGGAAGAGAAGGCGGAGUUGGUGAGGAAACUGACGCCCAUGCAGUACCGGGUGACGCAGGAAAAGAUGACUGAGAGGCCGUAUUCCAACAAGUAUUACAAGCAUUGGGAUCGCGGUGUGUAUUGCUGCGUGGUGUGUAGAGAAGAGCUCUUCCUCUCUCACACUAAGUAUGACUCGGGGUCAGGCUGGCCAGCGUUCUAUGAUAUCAUCAGCAAAGACAAGGUCUCUCUUAGACAAGAUCUCUCACACGUUGGUGCCAACCUGCUGCUGCUGGUGUGCAACCCAUCGCUGGCAAGGACGGAGGUUGCAUGUGCCACCUGUGGAGCGCACAUUGGCCACGUGUUUGAUGAUGGGCCCAAGCCUACAGGGCAACGCUUCUGCGUCAACUCUUCGUCACUUGCCUUCAAACCUCAGGGACCUGUUGAUGAAAACUCGACUCCUAAUUUAGAAAGAAUGAUGCAGGAAAAAGCGUGGUCAACCUCUGUGUCACGGACAGCAGAACCUAUUGUACAUCUUGCCUCCCCAUCAAACUCGUGUGCCCUUGGAGCUCGCAUGUGCUUCAGAGUGUCCAACAUGGAUGCAUGUGAGGCGACCACACCACAAUCCUGA
Procambarus clarkii (red swamp crayfish) is the source of this 1029-nucleotide messenger RNA. It is a transcript of the gene SelR, whose product is annotated as methionine sulfoxide reductase SelR. Gene Ontology annotation, biological process: response to oxidative stress; protein repair. The record is from RefSeq and is a predicted model, not a curated record. Gene Ontology annotation, molecular function: peptide-methionine (R)-S-oxide reductase activity. Gene Ontology annotation, cellular component: cytoplasm. NCBI's taxonomy places the organism in Eukaryota, Metazoa, Arthropoda, Malacostraca, Decapoda, Cambaridae.